Etheostoma spectabile (orangethroat darter) is the source of this 1744-nucleotide messenger RNA. RefSeq names its product galactokinase 1 (gene galk1). Lineage: Eukaryota; Metazoa; Chordata; Actinopteri; Perciformes; Percidae. The transcript is spliced from 8 exons. Gene Ontology annotation, cellular component: cytosol; cytoplasm. Gene Ontology annotation, molecular function: galactokinase activity; ATP binding. The record is from RefSeq and is a predicted model, not a curated record. The coding region runs from base 193 to 1374 and encodes 393 amino acids. Gene Ontology annotation, biological process: galactose metabolic process; carbohydrate phosphorylation.
AAAACUCCAGGAAGUAAAGAUCUCCUGACAUGUCAAAAUCUCUAACUGUCUCUAGUCAUAAUAACAAUAACCUGUCUAUUGUGUAUAUAACCGCUUCUUAGCGUUUUGGUAGCGUGUAAGUUCCCUAAAAUAUUUGGGCGGGUUUCGCGCGCAUGUUUCAUUGAUAAACUCCGUUUUCAAACUUGCUGCUCCAUGGCUAGUUCCUGUCCGAGUGUAGCCGAGCUCGUGGCGGCUGCUCGCCGUCUGUACGUGCAGGUGUUCGGGGAAGAGGCUCCGCGGGUGGCGGUGUGUGCUCCCGGAAGAGUCAACCUGAUAGGGGAGCACACCGACUACAACCAGGGAUACGUUCUUCCAAUGGCGCUGCCCCUGGUGACUGUGGUGGUAGGGAGUCAAACCUCUGGCCAGGAUGUUACCGUGGUAACAGCAACAGAGGAUGCUGAUGAGCCUCGGAGGGUGGACUUCAGCCUGCCCAGUUAUGGAUCAGCGCUGUCUCCAGGGUUACCCAGCUGGGCAAACUAUGUGAAGGGUGUGAUACAGCAUUACAGGGCUCCUCCUGUACCAGGUUUCAGGGCGGUGAUAGCCAGCAGUGUCCCCCUGGGAGGAGGUCUGUCCAGCUCUGCCUCACUGGAGGUGGCUUUCUAUACAUUCCUGCAGCAACUCCAGCCAGAUGACGGAGACAAGGUGUCCAAAGCAGUGGCCUGUCAGAAGGCAGAACACACUCAUGCUGGUGUACCCUGUGGCAUUAUGGAUCAGUUUGUGUCUGUUCUCGGCAGGGAGGGCCACGCUUUGCUCAUUGACUGCAGGUCCCUGGAGGCCACCCCUGUCCCUCUGGCAGAUCCAGGCCUGGUCAUUCUCAUCACCAACUCCAACGUGAAACACUCUCUGACUGGCAGUGAGUACCCCAUGAGACGCAGACAGUGUGAGGAGGCUGCCUCCAUCCUGGGGAAAGACAGCCUCAGAGAUGCCACCAUGAAGGAUUUGGAGGAGGCAAGGGACCGACUGGAUGAUGUAACCUGUCGAAGAGCUCGUCAUGUGAUUGAGGAGAUAGAAAGAACUGUCCGAGCUGCGGAGGCCCUGAAGAGAGGAGCCUACAAAGAGUUUGGCAAGCUAAUGGUGGAGAGCCACAACUCCCUCAGAGACUUGUAUGAGGUGAGCUGCAGGGAGCUGGAUGAGCUGGUGUGUGCAGCCAUGGAGGUGGAGGGGGUGUUUGGCAGCCGGAUGACCGGUGGAGGAUUCGGUGGAUGCACUGUGACUUUGCUACAGGCCCAUGCUAUUGACAGGACUAUACUCCAUAUACAGGAGCGAUACAGUGGAACUCCGACGUUCUAUGUCACAACUCCUUCAGAGGGCGCUCGGGCUCUCAGUCUGCCCUGACCUCUGGCAACACAUCUCUGCUGUAUCACUGAUUAAUUCCUCUUUACAGGCAUUUCUCUCUGAUGUUUCUUCUUCAUUUUCCCUAUUCAAGUUAAAAUGAUCUGCUGAUAUGCAUACUGGAGCUGAUUGAAAAGCAUUCUGUCAAUGUGGGAAAAGUGCCUUCACAGUAAAACAUUGACGUCUGGUAACAUUUGUAUUGUCAGAUUAUUUUGUUUGUUUCAUUAAUGCAAUACUUUAUCAUCUUCUAGAAAACAUGUAGCAACUGUUUGUAUAAUUCUGACUGAACGUGUACUGUGAAAAUACAGGCUUCUUUUGGGAAUAAAUCAAGUAAAGAAAAUGUGAGACUUUUUAAAUGGAAUUAUUCUUAAAU